CAGCUCCAAGCCGGCAGUCUCGACUCUCGACAAGGAGACGACGCCACCAACCUGCCCAACUCCCCCCUGUGUCCCUCUCCUCUCAGAGUCUGUAGGUACUCAAGUGUCCUACUGCCCACCGCGCCGCUCGAGCAAGCAUCACAUGGCGGCGAUCUCGCAGUUGCAGCGCAUCGCGGGGCCGCGCCAUGCCGGGGCGCCGCGGCCGGGGGCUGUGAGGCGCGCCUCGGUCGCGGUCGCCGCGGGCAAGGCGCCGUUGCCGAGGCUGGAGGGCGCCAGCGAGGAGCUGAGGGCUGCGGCGGCACAGAGCCUCGACUGGGCGCCGGCGCGCCGGCGCGUGCGCGGCGCCUUCGCGCCCGUGCUCCCCACGCUCGACCACUGCCUGUUCAAGAUGGCGCCCAAAGGAAUCCAGAUGGAGGAGAAUUUUGAGACCAAUUCAAAGGGAGUUGAAAUAUUCUGGAAGAGUUGGCUGCCUAGGGAGGGCACUCCCACCAAGGCAGCGCUUUUCUUCUGCCAUGGGUAUGGAGAUACCUGCACUUUCUUUUUUGAAGGGGUCGCUAAGAGAAUAGCCGCUGCUGGAUAUGCAGUAUAUGCCAUGGAUUAUCCUGGUUUUGGAUUAUCUUAUGGUCUUCAUGGCUACAUCGCAAGCUUCGAUGGAAUGGUCGACCAUGUCAUUGAACAAUAUGCGAGAAUAAGAGGAAGGAAAGACGUGCAAGGGCUCCCACACUUUCUCUUGGGGCAGUCAAUGGGAGGUGCGGUUGCUCUGAAAGUACACUUAAAGCAACCAAAAGAAUGGGAUGGAGUGCUUCUUGUUGCGCCUAUGUGCAAGAUUUCAGAAGAUGUAACACCACCAGCGCUAGUGUUGAAGGCAUUGAGCAUAUUAUCAUGCCUUCUUCCAGAAGCAAAGUUAUUUCCGCAAAAGGACAUAGGAGAUUUGGGAUUCAGGGAUCCAGUGAAAAGAAAAUUAUGUGAGUACAACGCGAUAUCAUAUAAUGACCAGAUGAGGUUGAGGACAGCAGUUGAACUUUUGAAGGCUACAAAGGAUAUCGAAUCCCAGUUGGAAAAAAUUUCUUCUCCAUUGUUGAUUCUUCAUGGAGCAGCAGACCAGGUAACCGACCCUCAUGUGAGUCAAUUUCUGUACGAGAAGGCCAACACGAAAGACAAGACCUUGAAGCUCUAUGAAGGUGCCUACCACUCUAUCCUAGAGGGAGAGCCUGAUGACCGGAUUUCAACAGCCAUCAAGGACAUCAUUUCGUGGCUGGAUUCACACUGUUGAAUACCAUUGUGCAUUGUCUCGUUUCUUUUUUGGCAAAUGCAUGGUUUCGUUGAUCGGCAUCAUUCUGGUCCACUUAACAUUGGAUGAAUCAAAUAAUAAAACUCGGUGUGUGAGGCCUUCACUAAUUAGGCGAGCAUGGAAUUCUCUGCUGCUUAGUUUCAGGAACAUGCUGUACAGAUAUUUUCUCCCCCAUUUUCUGGAACUCCAUAUUCACGUUUUCAUUAAUUUGUUAGCAGUCGGCUAUUUGAUGCCGUUAGCAGGGGCUA
Aegilops tauschii subsp. strangulata is the source of this 1539-nucleotide messenger RNA. Its product is annotated as caffeoylshikimate esterase. The record is from RefSeq and is a predicted model, not a curated record. NCBI's taxonomy places the organism in Eukaryota, Viridiplantae, Streptophyta, Magnoliopsida, Poales, Poaceae.